This is a messenger RNA of Saccostrea cuccullata (small rock oyster), 525 nucleotides long. RefSeq lists its product as uncharacterized. Bases 99 to 494 code for a protein of 131 amino acids. The transcript has a single exon. NCBI's taxonomy places the organism in Eukaryota, Metazoa, Mollusca, Bivalvia, Ostreida, Ostreidae. The record is from RefSeq and is a predicted model, not a curated record.
AGGGAGCCUUUUCUCUUAAGUCUCCUAAAGUCAACGUCUCAUUAUCAAGUUUCUCUCAACGUCAGAUCAACACAGAACUCCAUCAAAUCUUUGCUUCAAUGGCAGAAUUAUCCAUCCCAUCAAAAGAACAUGGAUACACAAUGAAGACACCAGAAGCUGUAUCCUGUCCUCCAGUCAAACCACUGCUUAAUGAAGCAGAGCUCAUAACCACCAUAGACACUGGGUAUAAACAACUAUACAGUGUUACAUGUCUCAGUGAUGAAGAAAUUUGGACAUGUGGAGAUGACAAAGUCAUCAACCUCUACAACCUCCAGGGCAAACUACUGAAGUCAAUCCAAACCAAGUCUGGGCAUGAACCACGCGACAUAGCAGUGACAAGGAGUGGAGAUUUAGUUUAUACUGACCAUGGUGCAAGAACUGUUAACAUUGUGAAGAAUGAACAGAUACAGGAAGUGAUCAGACUACAGGGGGUGGGGACCUUGCUAUGUUUGUAGUACAUCCUCUAAUGAUCUUCUGCUCAUCAUG